AGAACGUUACGUGCAGAACGUGCUUGUAAAGAAAUAAAUACAAUAAAACUACAUCUAAAUAAUUGGUGCUGUGAAUACUUCAUACCUAAGGUUGCAAACAUGGCGCAGUCGACAAGGAACUAAAAGAAAAUAAAGAAAAUACGAGCCCACCGAUUAUACGCAGAAAGUACUGUAAGGCAUGGAGAGGUUAGGUCACCACGCCGCGUAAUAAGUCUCAGUGAAAAUUCCGAAAAUUGCCUUAGUAGUUUUAGAUAGUGUGCAACACAAAUUGCGUGCAUUACUAAUAAUGAAAAAAUGGCAGCAUUCAACAUACCCUACAAAUUAAGCUUGGAAGGAAAUGUGGCCCAAAAUUGGAAAAUUUUUAUACAACAAUUUGAGAUUUAUUUAAUCGCUGCAAAAAAGGAAGCCAAAGCUGACAAAAUCAAAAUCAGUCUUCUCUUGAAUUUCGUCAGUGAAGAGGCUGUAGGGGCGUAUAACACAUUCACAAUAGCUGAAGAAAACAGAGAUAAGUAUGCACUAAUACUUCAAGCAUUUGAAAAUUACUGCAAGCCAAAGAAAAAUCAAAUCAUUGAAAGAUACAAAUUUAACAAAUUAAAGCAGCAAGAUGGAGAAACGAUUGAACAUGUUCUAACGUCACUCAAGAAAGCCGUAAAAAAUUGCGAGUAUGAAGGACAAGAAAAAUCCAUUCUACGAGACAGAGUAGUCUACGGAAUCAAAGAUGCCACACUUCGAGAAAAGCUACUGGAGACCGAUAAGUUAAUCCGAGGAGUUGGGUAGUCCAAUAAGUACAACUGUUGUCAAUGCACUCAAGAGUAAUUUUCAAGACCAGAACAAGUAUCGGUUGAAAAAGAAGCAUGAAAAUAAUUCGAGUGAAAAGUUUAAAAUUUCCCAAAGUGCAAGUGA
Molecule: messenger RNA, 903 nt
Organism: Neodiprion virginianus
Lineage: Eukaryota; Metazoa; Arthropoda; Insecta; Hymenoptera; Diprionidae
Exons: 1
Coding region: 295-777 (160 amino acids)
Source: RefSeq, a predicted model, not a curated record